AUGAAAGAUAACAGGAAGAAUUGGCAGGAGAUGAUCGAUUAUGUUGAAAAAUGCACGUGGGCAAGAGAUAAAAAAUUCAGAGUGGACGAGAACUUGAUCUUCUGCGAGUCGUAUCUUCACAAGUCUGGUUCACAAAGAUCGUUCUACAACAACCCACUUCAGUUCUGUAUCUCAAAAGACUUUUUCAAGAAAUCAGAUUGUAAGGUUGGAAAUAUUAUUGGAUUCGUAACAUUUGAGGAAUACAUUGUUGUCGCAGAG
Acaulospora morrowiae is the source of this 258-nucleotide messenger RNA. Lineage: Eukaryota; Fungi; Glomeromycota; Glomeromycetes; Diversisporales; Acaulosporaceae. The record is from the annotation of a GenBank genome assembly.